Pangasianodon hypophthalmus (striped catfish) is the source of this 4247-nucleotide messenger RNA. It is a transcript of the gene papola, whose product is annotated as poly(A) polymerase alpha. Gene Ontology annotation, cellular component: nucleus. The coding region runs from base 230 to 2587 and encodes 785 amino acids. Gene Ontology annotation, molecular function: poly(A) RNA polymerase activity; RNA binding. NCBI's taxonomy places the organism in Eukaryota, Metazoa, Chordata, Actinopteri, Siluriformes, Pangasiidae. The record is from RefSeq and is a predicted model, not a curated record. The transcript is spliced from 26 exons.
ACUCACAGCCAAUCACAGCGCAGGAGGAGGGUUACGUAACACAGACGAGGCGUGAGUUCGUGUUGUUGCCGGAGCGCCAUGUUCGCGUAAACAAAAGAAAUCAUUUCCACACACCUGUACAGCUGUGCGCUUUCACACACCAACUGAGCACCACAGGACACAAAAACAAAACAAAACAAAAUGUUUCGAAUUAAUGCAAGACGCUGAGUAAAAGACAAAGCUCUUCACAAUGCCUUUUCCAAUUACGAAUCAGGCGCAACCAGCCCAGGACACCCCAAAGCAUUAUGGGAUCACGUCGCCCAUCAGCCUGGCUCAGCCGAAAGAGUCGGACCUGGUGCAGACGCAGAAACUGGUGGAGGCGCUGAAGCCUUUCGGUGUGUUUGAGGAGGAGCUGGAGCUGCAACGGAGAAUCCUGGUUUUGGGAAAACUUAACACGCUUGUCAAGGAGUGGAUCCAGGACAUCAGCAGGUCCAAGAAUAUACCUCCAUCAUUGAUAGAAAAUAUUGGCGGAAAAAUAUUUACGUUCGGCUCCUAUAGGUUAGGAGUCCACACAAAAGGUGCUGAUAUAGACGCCCUCUGUGUCGCUCCUCGCCAUGUGGAUAGGUCCGACUUCUUCACCUCUUUUUACGAGAAGUUAAAAGAGCAAGAGGAGGUCAAAGAUUUAAGGGCUGUCGAAGAGGCGUUCGUCCCUGUGAUUAAACUGUGCUUUGAUGGCAUUGAGAUUGAUAUCCUGUUUGCUCGGUUAGCGCUGCAGACCAUUCCAGAGAACCUGGACCUGCGUGACGAUAGUUUACUGAAGAAUCUGGAUAUCCGCUGUAUAAGGAGUCUGAACGGUUGCAGGGUGACGGAUGAGAUUCUCCACCUGGUGCCAAACAUUGAGAAUUUCAGACUCACUCUUAGGGCCAUCAAACUGUGGGCUAAACGUCACAACAUAUAUUCGAACAUCUUGGGUUUCUUGGGCGGUGUGUCAUGGGCGAUGCUGGUGGCGAGAACAUGUCAGCUCUACCCCAACGCUGUGGCUUCAACCCUCGUGUAUAAGUUCUUCCUAGUGUUUUCUAAAUGGGAGUGGCCUAAUCCAGUCCUUUUGAAGCAGCCGGUAGAGUGCAACCUCAACCUGCCAGUGUGGGACCCAAGGGUGACGCCGAGUGACCGGUACCACCUUAUGCCCAUCAUCACACCAGCUUAUCCUCAGCAAAACUCCACCUACAACGUGUCCGCGUCCACCCGCAACGUCAUGGUCGAAGAGUUCAAACAGGGUCUGGCCAUUAUGGAUGAAAUAUUGCAGAACAAAGCAGACUGGUCCAAACUAUUUGAAGCUCCAAACUUCUUUCAGAAAUACAAGCAUUAUAUUGUGUUGCUAGCAAGUGCGCCCACUGAGAAGCAGCACCUCGAGUGGGUCGGCCUUGUUGAGUCCAAGAUCCGAAUCCUGGUGGGAAGCCUGGAGAAAAAUGAGUUCAUCACUCUCGCACAUGUGAAUCCACAGUCGUUCCCAGGACCCAAGGAAAGCAAUAAAACGCCAGAGUUUAGCACAAUGUGGGUCAUUGGUAUUGAGUUCAGAAAAAUGGAGGGGUCUGAACUUCUUAAUGUCGACUUGACAUACGACAUCCAGUCAUUCACAGACACGGUGUACCGUCAAGCCAUCAGCAGCAAGAUGUUUGAGUCUGACAUGAAAAUAACGGCGAUGCAUGUGAAGCGGAAGCAGCUUCACCAGCUCCUGCCGGAUCUUGUUAUCCCAAAAAGGAGAAAGCAUUCGACUGAAGGCCUGCGUACCGUGAAUGAGGGCAGUGUUGACUUGUUGCUGGACAGUGAUAACAGCAUGUCCAUGCCCUCACCCACCGGCACCUCCAGUGCUGCCAGGACACCCUUCUCUGCCAGUCCUCACCGCUCCACAGGGACCACUGCCAGCUCAGAUUCUCAGGGGAAGACAGACACCUCAGGAAGCACGCAUCCUACUGCAGCGUGUCUAUCAGAGCCGAAGACCUCCGGUAGGAGCAGUCCUCCUUGUGCACAGAGGAGACCGGGCUCACCCCUCCAUGAUGAGAACCCCAAGAAGCUCAGAUUGCAGGAGCAUUCGACUGUGAAUGAGGGCAGCAUGGACCUGUCCGUGGACAGGGAUAACAGCACGUCCAUGCCCUUACCCACCGGCACCUCCAGGACCGCCUUCUCUGCCAGUCCUCACCGCUCCACAGGGACCACUGCCAGCUCAGAUUCUCAAGGAAAGAUGGACACGUCAGUAGACACGCAUACUGCUGCAGCGUGUCCAUCAGAGACAGAAACCCCCAGUCCUGCUUGUGCAGGGAAGAGACCGGGCUCACCGCUCCAUGAUGAGCAAGCCAAGAAGCUCAGAUUAGAGGAGGAUUCUACCUCAGAAUCGGUGGACCAGGCUGCUGAAUUUUCUCAGGCUAGCGAUUUCACUGCUUUAGACAGAGAGGUGAAAAUGGAGACACAGGCAGGGGAGUCGGAUGCAGAAGGGAAGAUACCACCAUCUCGGAAAAUGUCCAGUACUGAUCUUUCUGAUGUUCCUCAUCCUCCGGCUAACCCCAUCCAAGUGGUGAAAAACUCCAUAAAGCUCAGACUGAGUAGGUAGAAUCAGUUAGGCCUCUCCUUCAACCUGCCUUCACAAUAGCAAGCAACAAACUGACAGUCGAUUAUAUAUUAGCCCUGAAAGUGCAUGACACAGAGUCGCCGUUCCAGCGACAGGGUGUAAAUCAUUGUUUUAAUUAAGAUUUUCUUAAUUGUAUGCAGUUUAGUUAUGAUGGUAUAAUGUGACAAAUUCAAAUGAUUCCUUGGAUGGAUCACACGGUGUGGACAGUACGAAGUCCCCCCUGCUCUCACAACUUGAUGGAAAAAAAAAACUGAAGGUCUCGUACUUACCUCAGUAUUAAAAUGCAGAAAUAGCAAAGUGAUGUGUAUAAAUUACACAGUAAACUGUUUAUAUCUUGGCAAGAAACAGUUGAUAUAAUAACUGUAGUGGUUGCAACUCGCCCACUAGAGAAAGCUGAAGUGGCAUGAGAGACUUGUCACUUGCUAGUGUGAACACAGCAUCAGAGAGGCCAGACCAAAGCCUGUGGCAUGCUAGUGUGGAGACAGCAUUGGAGAGGCUAGACCAGGGCCCCAUAGCUGCACUGUGUCACGUACAGAGCACCCUUUCAACCACUCUCGAAGACUCCCAAUGCAGUGUUUGACUUGAUCCACCAGAGGGCGACUCUGCACUUCUGUAAACUCCCUGAUGACUCUGCCACCACUCCUUGUCUCCACGGAGAAAAUAACUGAAUACAUUUUUUCAUGUGCUCACAGCCUCGUUGUAACGACUAGACAUGUGUUUGUGUGAGCUCGUGCGCAUAAAACUUUAUUCUCAUCUUCCUGUAUGUCGUCCGACACAGAUGACAUUUCUUUAAAAUGAGUGUGCUUUUCCUUUGUGCUUUUCAUUUUAAAGAAUGUGGCAUAUUUUAUAGAGUGACUGGGUACCAAGCCGCUGUAUAUGAAGAUUAUUAAGAGAUCAGGAUCAAUUAAACUGCAUUAAGUUCGACAGAACUAAUAAACAUUUUAUAUGUAAAAAAAAAAAAAUAGAUAUUUGAAAAAUAUUUGACCAAAAUAAUCUCUAAGAUGAGAUUGUACCAGUUUAAACAUCUCUCAUUUUGAAAGCAUCAAGUGGUCACUAUAACAUCAGGUCUAACUUGUAGAUUUUUUUUUCUGUUUGUGGUCUUCUUUACCUUGUGUAAAUCCAUUACAAUGAAAAUGUGAGGGGAAAAAAUGCAUUUUUUUUUUUUUGCUUUGGGCCUUUUCUUUUUAUGUCAGGAUUUUUAUUACUAAUCUGAAAUCAGUGAUGCAUAUUUAAAUGCAUUUUGAUCUAGCAUUAUUAGUACAUAAGCCCAAACAUUUUCUGUCAUAAGCUCUUGGCCGUGAUGAGAUGGAAAUCAGAGCAGUAGCAUAUGAAGCUUGGAAUUAAUGAUAGUUUUUGAAGCAGAAGGAUUUAGUUGAUUUAUGAGAUGUGCACAGGCUUUUUCUUAUUCAAUCUUUCGCUGAUACGUUAAGAGAUUUGUUUGUCUUAAUUAUCUUUGUAAAUUGUGUGGAGACACAACAGGACAGCUGCUCCAGGAAUGCUGUUUAUUCCACUAUGUGCAAAAGCAAAACUCUUUGGUUUCAUCAUAUCCUCAGUUCUUACUUCUCUUCUCACAGACUUAUUUGUAAAAACAAGCUGUUAUAAUUUUUUUUCACCAAUAAAGUUCUACAAAAUUACAAAGAAA